Molecule: messenger RNA, 356 nt
Organism: Gadus chalcogrammus (walleye pollock)
Lineage: Eukaryota; Metazoa; Chordata; Actinopteri; Gadiformes; Gadidae
Product: cAMP-dependent protein kinase inhibitor alpha-like
Exons: 3
Coding region: 120-356 (78 amino acids)
Biological process (GO): negative regulation of cAMP-dependent protein kinase activity
Cellular component (GO): nucleus; cytoplasm
Molecular function (GO): cAMP-dependent protein kinase inhibitor activity
Source: RefSeq, a predicted model, not a curated record
GGUUACCGUUCCUACGAGUCACUCCCUCGGUGGUGGAGAUGUAGCUUCGGCUUGCAACACCGGAGCAACUGUCAUAGUAGCCGCUGGCUGAGUACCGGAGGAUGCUGGAGGGCUGAGGGAUGGCAGAGGUCGAGGCUACGUACGCCGACUUCAUCGCAUCGGGGCGCACAGGCCGGAGGAACGCCAUGCACGACAUCCUGCAGAGCCCCAGCGACCCGCAGGGGGGCCAGCUGCCCCUCAGCCUGUCCCUGUCCCAGCUGCACAUACACACUGCCCGCAGAGAUGGGGGAGAUGCUGAGGACAGCCAGGGCUCCUCAACGUCGGUCCAGAGAGAGAUGGCCCAGAGGAACAGCUAA